Messenger RNA from Doryrhamphus excisus (bluestripe pipefish), 2417 nucleotides. NCBI's taxonomy places the organism in Eukaryota, Metazoa, Chordata, Actinopteri, Syngnathiformes, Syngnathidae. The record is from RefSeq and is a predicted model, not a curated record.
UAAGGAUUACAAGAUUAUUGGAUUACAAAGUUCCGCACUUGAAGUAAGAUGACACAGAUGCUGUUGCUGUGAGAACCUGCUUGGACUGGCACCGCUAGCACGGCUAGCACGGCUAGCACCACUAGCACGGCUAGCACGGCUAGCACCACUGCAUCCCGACGCGAUUGUGGCGUCUGCGAAGUGACGGAGGCCUAUCAUCCCAUGCAGAGAUGGUGGACGUUUCCAGAGGUCUGAACCUGCUGGAGAUCCUCAAAGAGUCGGUGGAGAGUCAGAAGCUGUCAGAGGUCAAAGACGCCGUGGAAGACCUCCUGAUCAGUCGGAUCAACUUGGCCUUAGUGGGCCAGCGUGUGGAGGAGAAGACCUCCUUCGUCAACUCCCUCCACGGCCUGUGCCCCGGGGACCAAGGAGCCGCCAGCUCCUCACCCCCCCUCCACACGGGGGACGCGGUGUGCUACCCCAACCCCAAACACACCGACUUCCGGCUGUGGGACCUCCCUCCCGUCCCCGAUGUAUCUCCGUUUGAGCCCGACGCCUACAUGGACAGGGUCAAGUUCUCCCGCUACAACGCGGUCUUCAUGACGUUCACGGAGACCCUUCCCCCCGGCGCCGUGGGGGUGUUCCUCCAGGCCCGCUCGCUGCAGCAGCACACGGUCUACUGGACCUUCCUGGUCUCCGAGAAAAACAAAGACAAGAACCUGGAAGAGAAGAGGAGAGCCAGCAUGGAGAUGCUGACGUCCAAAGGGGUGAGCCAGCCUAAAGUCUACCUGGUGAGACCCUCCGCCUUGGAGACCCUGGACUUCCCUGCCCUGCUGGAGGACAUGACCAAAGACCUUCCUGAAAUCAGGUCAUGUGCUCUUCUCCUGGCCCUCCCCACACUGAGCGCCUCCCUGGUCUCCCAAAAAAAGGAGGCUUUCAAAGCCCUGGUGUGGGCGGCCGCCUCCUUGUCUGGCGGCAUGGCAACCGUUCCGGUUCCCUUGGUGGCCUCCAUGGUGGACUCCAGCGUGGCCGUCCGAAUCCUGGCCAAAGCUCAGGUAUCUUUAUGUCUGGACGACGCGUCGGUGGAGCGGCUGGCACGGCGGCGAGGCGUGGACCCGUCGGGACUCAAAGCCCUACGUUCAUGCGCGCUCUCCGUGGAGGUCACCAAGGGGGGGGUGAAGAGCCGGCUGGCGGCGGCCGAGAAGAACGUCUCCAUGGUCUCCUCAAAACUGCUGCAAAUGGCCGUGCCCAGACAAGCGUGCUCGGCCGGACGCUCCUUCUCCGCCAUGCUGAACGCCUUGAACGCCGCCAUUGACGACAUGGCGGCCGAUGCCGAGAAGAUCUUGGCCUCGGCUUUGGGAUAGAGGACCCCCCCCCCCCCCCCACCCCCAGUUGCUGGUUUUCUUCCUUGAAAAAGCUCAUCUUGAGUUUUCUUAUUUCAUAGUAAAUAGUACUACCAAUGAUAAAGUAUUGUAUAGUACUACCAAUGGUAGAGUAUUGUAUAGUACUAGCAAUGACAAAGUAUUGUAUAGUACUACCAAUGGUAGAGUAUUGUAUAGUACUAGCAAUGAUAAAGUAUAGUAUAGUACUACCAAUGAUAGAGUAUUGUAUAGUACUAGCAAUGGUAGAGUAUUGUAUAGUACUACCAAUGGUAGAGUAUUGUAUUGUACUAGCAAUGACAAAGUAUUGUAUAGUACUACCAAUGGUAGAGUAUAGUAUAGUACUAGCAAUGAUAGAGUAUGGUAUAGUACUAGCAAUGAUAAAGUAUAGUAUAGUACUACCAAUGGUAGAGUAUUGUAUAGUACUACCAAUGAUAAAGUAAUGUAUUGUACUAGCAAUGAUAAAGUAUUGUAUUGUACUAGCAAUGAUAAAGUAUUGUAUAGUACUAGCAAUGGUAGAGUAUUGUAUAGUACUACCAAUGGUAGAGUAUUGUAUAGUACUACCAAUGGUAGAGUAUUGUAUAGUACUAGCAAUGGUAGAGUAUCGUAUAGUACUAGCAAUGAUAGAGUAUUGUAUAGUACUACCAAUGAUAGAGUAUUGUAUAGUACUAGCAAUGGUAGAGUAUUGUAUAGUACUAGCAAUGAUAGAGUAUUGUAUAGUACUAGCAAUGAUAGAGUAUUGUAUAGUACUAGCAAUGAUAGAGUAUUGUGAGAGGAUAUGAAAUGUAUCAGCAAUGUAAAUAUUUUUAUUGGCUCACAAGCAAAGAAGAAGAAGAAGAAGAAGACAAUAAAUAAUCCAGAGAAGAUCAUCCAGAGGAGACUAGGAGAGAUGAUUCCAUUUCUAAGCUCUUCCACUCUUCUCCUCGCGUGCAGCAAAUCAAACUUCACAUCAUCUUGGAUGGGGAUGGAUGGAGAUGGAUGAGGAUGGAUGGAGAUGGAUGGGGAUGGAUGGAGAUGGAUGGAGAUGGAUGGGGAUGGAUGGAGAUGGAUGGAGAUGUAGAU